AUGUUUUCUUGUUUCUGUUUCAGCCUUCAGGAUAAUUCCUUCAGCGGCUCCGCCGUGACAGAAGAUGAAGACAAUAAGGAAAAUUACCCGGACGCCGGGGCUCUCCUAGAGGAGCCUGCCCCCUCCCCGGAGACACAGCAUGUAGAGCAGACUGUGCUGGUGGACGGUGUGCUGCGACCCAGCAUGGGCAACUUUAAGUCCAGGAAGCCCAAGUCCAUCUUCAAAGCCGAGAAUGGGAGGAGCCAUGGAGAAAGUCAGGACACAGAGCAUGCAGCCCCCAGCCCGUCGGAGUGUCGGGGGAGAGCAGGAACGCCAGCUCAUGAGAGUCCACAAAACCACACAUUCAGAGGCCAAGAAGCAGUGUGGCUUCAACCAAGAAUAGACCAGAGGGCUGCCAUUUUGCCAAAGGAUGCUUUUGAAACUCGGCGGGACUUAAAUGAGGAAGAAGCUGCUCAGGUGCAUGGAAUCAAGGACCCAGCCCCAGCGUCCACUCAGAGUGUGCCUGCUGAAGGGGCUGAUGCUGCAGACCCUGCACCAGUCCACAAAGACGGGCAGAAUGGAGCAGACAGUGCACCGGAAGACCUCCAGCCUUUGGGGACCAGCCGGCUGCUCUAUCACAUCACUGACGGCGACAACCCGCUGCUGUCACCGCGAUGCUCCAUCUUCAGCCAAAGCCAGAGAUUCAACUUAGACCCUGAAUCAGCCCCUUCUCCUCCCAGCACUCAGCAGUUUAUGAUGCCCCGGAGUUCUUCACGGUGCAGCUGUAGUGGUGGCAAGGAGCCCCAGACCGUUGCCCAGCUCACCAAGCACAUCCAGAGCCUCAAGAGGAAAAUUCGGAAAUUUGAAGAGAAAUUUGAACAAGAAAAGAAAUACCGGCCUUCACAUGGUGACAAGACUUCUAAUCCCGAAGUCCUGAAAUGGAUGAAUGAUUUGGCUAAAGGUCGUAAACAACUCAAAGAACUAAAAUUGAAGCUGUCGGAAGAACAAGGAGGUGCUUCCAAAGGGCCUCCUAGAAACCUAUCCUGUGAGCAACCCACGGUCCCCAGAGAAGGGAAGCCAGAAGCUGUGGGCCCUGAGCCAAGCUCCUCGGGAGAGGAGACUCCAGAUGCCGUGUUGACUUGCUUGGAUAAGAGACAGCAGCUUCCCUUUGAGGAAGAUUCUAAGGUAACUAAGCAAGAUAAGAACCUCGUAAAGCCUCUUUAUGAUCGAUGCCGGAUUAUCAAGCAAAUCUUGUCAACACCUUCCCUGAUUCCAACAAUUCAGGAGGAAGAGGACUCUGAUGAAGACUGUAUACAAAGAAACCAACAGCUUUCUUUGCCAAAUCCAGCAUCUUACCUUCCUGGUGGUGAUCACCUCACCUAUUCUGGGACUGAACCUGCAAGAGGCCUGCUACCAGACGAAAAGAAAGAAAUCAAACCACCAGCCCUCUCCAUGUCUAAUUUACAUGAGGCCACCAUGCCGGUACUUCUUGACCAUCUCCGAGAAACGAGGGCUGACAAGAAGAGACUUCGGAAAGCCUUAAGAGAAUUUGAAGAACAAUUUUUUAAACAAACAGGAAGAAGUCCACAAAAGGAAGAUAAGAUACCCAUGGCAGAUGAGUACUAUGAAUAUAAGCACAUAAAAGCCAAACUGAGACUUUUAGAGGUCCUAAUCAGCAAGCAAGAUGUGGCCAAAACUAUUUGA
Molecule: messenger RNA, 1683 nt
Organism: Pipistrellus nathusii (Nathusius's pipistrelle)
Lineage: Eukaryota; Metazoa; Chordata; Mammalia; Chiroptera; Vespertilionidae
Source: the annotation of a GenBank genome assembly